This is a messenger RNA of Cladophialophora immunda, 1191 nucleotides long. RefSeq lists its product as uncharacterized. Bases 142 to 891 code for a protein of 249 amino acids. Lineage: Eukaryota; Fungi; Ascomycota; Eurotiomycetes; Chaetothyriales; Herpotrichiellaceae. The transcript has 3 exons. The record is from RefSeq and is a predicted model, not a curated record.
CCUCAUCCCUGGUACCUAGAACGGCGCUCAGUCUCCCUCUAAGCUCUAUUAGCGCCUUCUAUACUUCUGACUCGUUAUAAUAUCCCUCAAUUAACUUGAAGUAUACUAUAUUGUUGUCAAGCCUUCUUCCAUCAAUCGAAUAUGUCGGACAAGAUUGUAGUUCUCAUCACCGGGGCGAACAGAGGGAUUGGAAACGCUCUUCUGUCGACGUACCUUGCGAGACCAAAUCAUAUUGUAAUUGCCGGCCUUCGCGAUCCAGGCAGCGUAUCGUCAGAAAAGAUCCAAAUGUUGACCCAUGGCACGGAAAGCAAGGUGGUAGUGCUCAAGCUCGACAGUACUUCGGAGAGCGAUGCGAAAGCGGCGGUCGAGACGUUAAAGUCCAAACACAACCUCACAAAGCUCGACAUCGUCAUUGCUAAUGCUGGCAUUUCAAAGUAUUUUGGGAAAGCAAUGGUGACACCAGCAAAGGAAAUGUUCGACCACUUCGCUGUCAACACUGUCGCGCCGUUGCUCCUCUUUCAAGCUACCGCUCCUCUCCUCCAAGCAGCACCAGCACCCAAAUUCGUGGUCGUGUCGUCGGGUGCUGGAAGUCUCAGCCAGGUGGUGAAGCUACCGGUCGAAAAUACGGCAUACGGCGCAUCCAAAGCAGCAGUUAACUUCGUUUGCCGAAGGAUUCAUUAUGAAAACCCCUAUCUGACCGUAUUUGCCCUCAACCCGGGCUGGCUCCAAACAGACUUAGGCAAUCAUGCUGCAAGGGGCGCAGGGAUGGCGGCUGCACCUGUACCCAUUCAGGAUGGGGUUAACGGGAUGAUUGAGCAGAUCGACAAAGCAACGAGAGAAGAGUUCUCAGGGAAGUUCUUGUCGUUCAACGGCGAAGAAAUCCCCUGGUAAACUUUACCUCGAUGGAGCAUCGCUGAAGGCAGCCCCCAAAGCAAGCAAAAAUGUCACGAAGCAUGCGACUGCUCGUCCUCAUCGCAAGGGCGUCGGGUUGCUCGCCACUUCAAGCCCCAACAAGAGCCGCAAGAAUCUUCCGCGUCAAAGCUGUCACCAUGCCAGUCUUAAUUCUGACCUGCCGGGACAGAGGACAAAUCAAUAUGAUCUACAAGCCAUGAAGGAGAAGAUUCCCACCAUGCGAUCGAUAUUGCAAAGCCUUUCGGGAUUGUGCGUCUCUGAAGUCUGGUAGUCGAUGGA